AUGGAUUCUACCCUCCAAAAGUCCACUAUAUUCAUCCAAGCCUCUUUGGCGCGGGUUCCAGAUUGGGGACGAAUCGAUAGCCCGGCGGGAGCCUAUCAUCAGCCUUCAAUAGAUCCGUCAAUUGGUGGCCAGUCAUUGUAUCCUUUCUCACCUGCUUGGACCAACGCCCCAUACCUCGCAAGCGCCGAUGGAGGGCAUCGCCCGACUUUGCCGUCAGGAUCAGGCACCCCAUACUCCGCAGCCACCAAUAGAUUUCCAGAGGAGCAUCGCCGGACUUUGCCGUCGGGAUCAGAAUCGCAUCUUCCUUCUUCGUCAAAUUUUCAGUUUGGCUCAAGCAGCAGGCAUUCAGAUGCGUCCUCCAUCUCGUGGCCAUCUUAUUUUAAAGACUAUCUUGUCCCAAAAGGCUCUCAAGUCUUGGGACAACAGCUGGCAAGACCCGUUAGCGGUCUGGAAUAUUGUGUGGACCGCGACAGUGCCCGGAAGACGUCGUCAGCUUUCCCCAUGGGGCGCGACACCACACAUCUUGGUGAUGCCGACCACCUCGUUUCACAGCUUCUGGGAGAUAAUGCCAAUCUCAAUGAACAAAACGAUCCCACAGAACCUGCUCCAACGACCGAUGACGACUUGUGGUCACAGCUGCUAGAAGGUUACCCUAAUUAUCCUGAAGGAAACGCACCCAACCAUCCUCUGGGCGUCGCAUCCAGCUCCCUGCAACCAGUCUUAAAAAAUGCGGAGAACCAUAUCCAGGCACGCUCUCCGAUUGAAGAUUUUACUUGGCCACCUUUCCUCCCGAGCCCCGCCAACGGGCACCAUGCUAAUAAGGACCACUUGAUGCCACUCCCGCUGGACGGAGAGGGUUACGCUAAUGUGGGCCACAUGAUAUCACAGUCACUACCCCUGUCGGGGGGUCACGCCAAUCGCCGUGAGGAAAACAGGCAAAAUUAUCAGCAUGGUGGUGCAUCCAACUCCCCUCAAUUUCAAAAUACCGAGAUCCACAUGCUGGCUCAUUCUCCGAUGACUGGUUUAGGUCCAGAAGUCUCAACGCCAAUCGACGCCGACGGAGAACAUGCUCAUAAGCGCGACUUGAAUAAGGACGACUUCAUUUCGCAAUUUUUCGUGGAUUAUGAUCACCUCCCCGAGGAAAACAAGAACACUGCUCACGAUCCCGCCAAUUCCAAAUCCCAGGAACCAGUUCUUCAGCCUGCUGAACGCCCCGAGGAAGCUCAUGCCCAAGUGAUCCAUUUAACCUCAAAACCUUCAAGCCCCAGUCGCAGCGACGAGGUUCACGGAAACCCCUCCAAUCGUGUUUUGGUGAAUUAUGAUAAUCACCAUACCGAAACCGAGAGGAACACCGCAACUGGGCAGGUGGUCCAACCAGUGGCCGAAGACAAACAGAAAGAAGAUGAUGACCCAGGUUUUUCAAUGGCCUUGCUCCAAGAUCUCGAAGAGCAAAUCAAGCUGACGUCUUAUCCUCAGAGCAGCAUGAGGCCAAAAUUCUUGGAACGGUUCAAAGAAAAAUUUCGUAUCGAGAUCCUAAGACACUUUAGAAGGCACAAGGUCGCAACACAUGAUCGUGUUCAAAUCAAUGAUUUCCCGGCUGUUAUCUAUUCACUCGUCCUUCGAAAGGGCCCACCGCAACCCUCGAUAAUUCGGGUGAUGGACCGAUCUUCUCCAGGAUUGGAGACCAAAGGUUCGGAGGAAAUGAUUGAAAUGUUCAACCAGUUAAUCACCUGGCUCAUCUUCAUCAACACGGCCAUGUUGAGGAGCUACACUAGCGGAGGGGCCGACCUGGAAGCCGAGAGAACUUCUCACGUCCUGCUGAUUGAUUGGCUUUGGGAAGAGGCGUUUCGACCGCCCGGAGACGGUUACCCUGUAAUGGGAGUGGUUCCAGAACCAAUGCUGCCACAAGACGGCCAGGCUUUAGAGAGCAGGGGUUUCGGGCGCCUUCAGGCUUCGCUUCUGAAGUACCUUAGCCAGGAGCCAUCGACAGAAAACUGCCUCAGAGCCUCCAUUUCAAUUUUCGAGGCUUGGCACACGCGUCUCAACAAAGAGUUGGGCAAACAUCUCCUGGAUGAUGGACCAAGUUUGAUCCCACUUAUCCAAACACUCGUGUUGGAGGCAACUGUCUCCCGAUGGCAGGCUGACAAUCUUUCGAGGCCGUAUCUCAACAAACCGGGGAUCCAAGUCGGCAAUUUCAUGGUUCCGAGCUGGAAUAAUUUGCCACAUCUACUCUUGCCAGCGAUUUUUACAUCUAAACCGGCCAGUCUGGGAAAAUAUGAAGGCCAGAUCCUGACAGCCUUCAAGAAACAAAAGCCCUUGUCUGCUUUCGAAUCCAGUGAAAGACUAGCCAUGACAGACCUUCCGGUUUUACUCGUCGAAGAACCAGGAAAUCAAAACGAACUAGAGCUGGCCACUCAUACAAGCCCAACAAGACAAUUCACAGUCAGAGUUGUGUACAAAAAUAAGAAGGAUAUUCGUAUGAAAACGUUGCGGUCAAAGAUGAAAUAUCUGUUCUUCCAUUUGCAAAUGUGCCACCGUCACUUACUCCAUCAUCUAAACCUAGGUCAAACCAAGCAAAUCAACAGUGCCCAGAACGCUUUGUCUAAGUGGCUUUCGAGGGUCAUACUCCAGCCGGAUGGUGCCACAUAUCCUCUUGUCGGAACACUUGAGACGAUGUCUGAAAGUCCAGCCGCGAUCUCUUCGGCGUCAAAUUUCAAUAUCGUUCAGAAGGAGCUGAUCCACUACAUCAGCACAAGGAAGUCGAGCUACAUGGUUUUUCGGCUCUCACUGACUCUCAUUGGUUAUUGGUACAAAAACUCCGACCGUGGCGGCGAUUAUUGGACCCGUUACUUCCAAACUGACGAGCUAUACUGGAAGACCAUGAUCCGCCUCCUGUGCAGCACCCCAGAGCUGAGGAGAACCCCUGUGAAAAUAUGA
This is a messenger RNA of Puccinia triticina, 2937 nucleotides long. RefSeq lists its product as uncharacterized. The coding region runs from base 1 to 2937 and encodes 978 amino acids. The record is from RefSeq and is a predicted model, not a curated record. NCBI's taxonomy places the organism in Eukaryota, Fungi, Basidiomycota, Pucciniomycetes, Pucciniales, Pucciniaceae. The transcript is spliced from 5 exons.